CUAAAAUCCUGUCAAUCACGGUGAAUGAGUCCCAGUGAAGCAGCGGUGAGCGUUGGCUGGCCGCAGUACAGAGAGAUGUGAAGAAAUAUUUGCCAUGCCACUGAAUCGGUUUCUGAACAGGCCUGGUGAUGAAUAGCCAGAGAUCCUAUGCUGCAGUUCAACCUCAAUCACUUGGCCUGACCACUUACUCAGAAUGAUUAACAUGGCACCCAUCAUGGAGGGCACACACACUGUGUUGGUCCUAUAUGCACCCAUCCGUGAGCUAAGCAACAUCAGCCUGUAUUUCCCAAAGAGGCGGGCCCCGAGCUUCAAGUACAAGAGCCGCGCCCCUCAUUCAGAAAGGGCCGGUAAUGACCAUGACUGGGGAAAGGAGGAUCUCGCAGUGUCCGAACAAAGAGGCCAGUCUUCCAACUCCUCAGGCGGACUCUUCAACUCCCAGCAGGCAACAAAGGAGGCUGUUGCAGAGCUCUGCUGGCUGGCAGCGGAGCACCACCAGUUGCUGGCGGAUCUCUUAUCGCUGUGUAGGGUUUGCGCCAACAAAGUCAGGAUGGGUAACCAGGAUGGGAAACUCCAGGAUUACAUGGAGGGUGAGGAAGUUCACCUUGGAGGUCAGGUUCUCAGCAGCAGCAACAACUGUUCUCUCACUGUGCCUCUAGAACAUAAGAGAGCUACAUCCAAGAACAAAAAGCUGAAGAAGUUGGGAGGUAAGAAGCUUGACAGUGCUGAGGAUUUCCUGCAACGUAAUAUGAAGAAGAAAGUUACUAAUUGGACUACUGAGCUUCCUGAGCUUCCUGAUCACAACAAUGUGUCCAUAUCUUCAGCCUCAGUAGUGGAACAUCUCCCAGGUAUCCCACCUUCUGCCCAUGUCUCUGACAGCCCAGUCACCGGCUCUUACGUCAGUGCAGUCAGUAAUCCCAUCCUGCCUAUGGAGGAACCUUUCCAGAUUGUUCGUGAGGAUUGGGAAUUUAUGGAGGAUACUCGGACAUUUGACCCUGACAUGGAUUUCUGCAGUGAUUUAUCAGAGUUUGACAGUGAGCUGGGUUAUGAGUCGUCCUUUUGCAACCUGAUGGAGGGUCUCACCCGACGAGAAAGUGGCAGCAACCUUCGACCGCUUAAAAGAUUUGAUUCCUUGGCUGUGACAUUAUCUGAGGAUGCAUCAACAGUCAAGUCUGCUCAGCAGCUCUAUGACGAACCCAGACAGAGUAAUACAGGGGUCAGGGUGGUGGCUAAAGUGCAGGAUGUGGAAGGGAAAGUGCAACGUGUCAGCCAUACAAGCCCAGACAAGGCAGGGCCAGCCAUGCUACAUCCAGGAACUAGCAGCUGCCAGCAGGAGUAUGGAAAGUGGAGAGGGCCAAACAGAGAUCACCUGCUGGAAGUCAAUGGAGAAAAGACGAGCAAGAAGCUUUCUGAGGGGCUGCGCCUGCCCCUGUCUCAUGUCACUGAACCAUACCCCCAAACCAAAUCCCACACAAAGAGCCCCACUUCACCUUCUCUGGCAGGGGUCUUCAACACAUCUUUCCCUGCCUCCAACAGUCUCCAGAGCAUGUCCCCAGUCCUGUCUCCUCUGUCCUCCAAGCAGGCGAGUCCACUGCUCAACCACCGCAUUGUUCUCCUCUCAGAUAAAGAUGUGGACCAUGAGCGGGACAGCACAAGUAACACAGAUGAGUCCAAAAUCUUUACUGAAGUCAUUGACAAGAACGGCAACAAGCGAACUGUCACUCGUCUGGAUCUGAACCUCAGCAGGCGGCCCAGUAACUCCAAGUGGAACUCAUCCAGCAACUCCACAACAACAGUUCACAGGAAACUGACAAAGGAUCAGGGACCCAGCGGGCACAAGGUGUACAGGAGAAAGGAUUAG
Messenger RNA from Larimichthys crocea (large yellow croaker), 1858 nucleotides. Its product is annotated as formin-1-like. The transcript is spliced from 3 exons. Lineage: Eukaryota; Metazoa; Chordata; Actinopteri; Sciaenidae. The record is from RefSeq and is a predicted model, not a curated record. Bases 194 to 1858 code for a protein of 554 amino acids.